AUGCUAAUGAAUUCUGCAGCAGAUAACGCCAAAACCCGUGGCAAUAUUGCGUUAAAUUUAACGGAACUUCCUUCUCACUUCUUUCUUCAGGGUACAAAUGUUGUGUUCCCAAACGGCAAUAUUGAUCCGUGGCAUGCACUUGGACUAUACUCACAUAUACAGCCAUCAAUUGUGCCCAUCCUUAUAAACGGCACGGUUCACUGCGAAGACAUGCAACCAGAGCUUCCCACUGAUCCACCAGCUCUAGUCAACGCUCGCAAAAUUAUCGCCUCUAAUAUCGAUAUAUGGCUUCGGGGUAAACGAAAACAACAGGAUGUAAAGGCUGAAAUGCCGAAAGUUACAUCACAAAUCAAAAAAACGCGAUCAAAGCUUCCAAAAAUGAAGCAGUUCAGUUCGGUGCUGAAAAGAGUACCGUUAAAACCAAUCAGACAGGAAUUAUAUCAUACGGAGACGAUACCGGGACACUUAAAAUCAUUCAUUUGGGGCCGACCGCUGAGGGGACUUGUUGUUGAUCCACCAGCACCAAUCGAUAUGGUUGCUUAUCCUGAAGGCUUCAUCGCUGGAACCAUUACUAUGCCUCUUGAUCACUUCGAGGCCACAAACACCAACACAUUCAAUCAGGUG
Anisakis simplex (herring worm) is the source of this 624-nucleotide messenger RNA. NCBI's taxonomy places the organism in Eukaryota, Metazoa, Nematoda, Chromadorea, Rhabditida, Anisakidae. The record is from the annotation of a GenBank genome assembly.